Molecule: messenger RNA, 1854 nt
Organism: Heterostelium album PN500
Lineage: Eukaryota; Evosea; Eumycetozoa; Acytosteliales; Acytosteliaceae
Exons: 1
Coding region: 1-1854 (617 amino acids)
Biological process (GO): post-translational protein targeting to endoplasmic reticulum membrane
Cellular component (GO): TRC complex; membrane
Molecular function (GO): protein binding; molecular adaptor activity
Source: RefSeq, a predicted model, not a curated record
AUGUCAACCAAAAGAAAUAAUAAUAAAAAGAAAAAUAAUAAUAACAAGACAAAGUCAGUAGUUGCACAAGAACAACAACAGGAAUCUAACAAUACUGCCGUAGAAUCUCUUGAAAAUAGACAAUCUAAUAUCAUCGAGGAUCUCAGCAAUUUAGAUAAUAAAGUAGAACAACUCAUCGAACAAACAAACAACAAUCAAACUAUGGAUAGUGUAAUCGUAGAUGAAAACAAUGUAGAGAUCGCCAACAAGGUCGUCGUAGAAGAACAAAAACAAGAGGAACAACCAACUGUUGCCGAACCAAUCGUCGAGCAACCAGAACCAAUCGUCGAACAACAACCAGAACCAAUCGUCGAACAACAACCAGAACCAAUCGUCGAACAACAACCAGAGCCAGUUGUUGAGGAAACAAAGGUUGUCGAAGAAGUUAAAGUAGAGGAGCCAGUUGCUGCCGUUGAGGAAUCAGUUAUUACCGAUUCAGUUGUAGUUGUAGAACCAGAGGUUGCUAAAGUCGAAGAGCCAGUUGUUGAAGAAGCAAAGGUAGAAGAGCCAGCUCCAGUUGUAGAAGAAGUUAAAGUAGAUGAAACAGUUGCUGUUGUUGAAGAACCAGUAGCUGCUCCAGUUGUCGAUGAAGCUAAAGUUGAGGAGCCAGCUCCAGUUGCUGCCGCUGAGGAAUCAGUUAUUACCGAUUCAGUUGUAAUUGUAGAGCCAGAAGUUGUCAAAGCUGAAGAGCCAGUUGUUGAAGAAGCAAAGGUAGAGGAGCCAGUUGUUGAAGAGACAAAGGUAGAAGAGCCAGCUCCAGUUGUUGUUGAAGAGCCAGUAGCUGCUCCAGUUGUAGAAGAAGUUAAAGUAGAGGAACCAGCUCCAGUUGCUGCUAUUGAAGAACCAGCUGUAGCACCAGCUGUAGAGCAAUCACAACCAGAGCAACCAAAGAUUGAAGAACAAGUUAAUGUAGAGGAACCAGCUCCAGUUGCUGCUGUCGUUGAAGAGCCAUCAGUAGUAGAACCAGAACAACCACAACAAACAGAGGAAGAGAAACCAAUGAUUGAAGAAUCAUUUGUUAUAGUAGAUAAAGAACCAGAACAACCACAAGAACAACAACAAGAACAAGAACAAGAAAAACCAAAAAUAGAAGAAGAGAAACAAAAUGAAUAUGCUCACAUGAAUGGAAACAAUCAUGUAGAAUCAACACCAGAACCAACUACCACCACCACCACUACUACUGUUGCUGAGGCACCAGUUGAGGAAGAGGAGGAAGACGACAGCACAGAUCCAAACGUUUUGUCAAACGAGGAGAUGGCCAACCAAUAUAAGAAUGAAGGUAACGAGUUGUUCAAGAGAGCUUUCUUCCGUGAGUCGAUCGAGAGCUACACCAAGUCACUCAAGUACAAGCCAUCACAUAUGGUCUACAGUAACCGUUCGAUCAGUUACUUCAAGUUGAAGAUGUACGAGCAUUCCAUGGAGGAUGCCGACAACUCUAUCAAGUUGAGUGCCGAUUGGACCAAGGGCUACUUGAGAAAAGGUAUAGCAUUGGUUUCUUUGGAGCGUCUCGAAGAAGCCAAGGCCGUAUUCUACCAGGGCCUCGCCAUCGACAAGGACAACAGUGAUCUCCAAAAGAACCUCGAAGAUGUCCUCCAGAAGCUCCAAGCUAAAUCCAAGCCUGCCAACGACAUUGAUAAUCAAGUCGAAGCUACCGACAAGAAGAACAACAAGCAGAUUGUCAAGAGUUCCUCAUGGAUUUCAAAGAUUCUUUCAUUCGGUUUGCUCGGUGCUGUCACUGGUGUCGCUGCAUUUACAUUUAGAAAUACUCCAUUCGUUAAGAAUAUGAUUGGUUUUAUUGGAAAAUUAAAGAAAUAA